Molecule: messenger RNA, 1553 nt
Organism: Protopterus annectens (West African lungfish)
Lineage: Eukaryota; Metazoa; Chordata; Ceratodontiformes; Protopteridae
Product: inverted formin-2-like
Exons: 7
Coding region: 435-1553 (372 amino acids)
Source: RefSeq, a predicted model, not a curated record
UUGGUAAUCUUUUUUUCAGUGAAUCCAAGCUUCUGUAGUUAGCAGGCUCUUAGGAGUUUCCAUGGGAGAGUUCUUCGCUGGGUCCAUCUGAGACUUCCCGUAGCACUUUAAUGGAUUAAGUGGUUCCGAGAGUCGGACGUGGAACUUAUUGAGGUGGUUCCGAGAGCUCAUAUUUCUUUAAAUUGUACCAUGUUUGUGUUUCAUUAACGGAUAAAUUAAUUCAAUGGAUUUGUAAUCUGAGACGCAGCUUUUUUUUCUGCUGCAGCUAAUCUUCACCAUUGUCAGUGAGCAAUUAUAAUUCCUGACCUUGAACGAGGAUACUUUGCUUUUGGCUAGAGUUGUGGAAUCAAAUAAUGGGAAUUUCAAGAUGGUAAUUGGCUGCCUCUCACCUUCCAGGGGCUACUAGAUGGUUGCUAUGUCUGGAUUUACAAGAAAUGGAUGGUAUUGAAACUCUGACCAUGGUAACAGUGAAAAAGAUGAUUGUCACUCCACCUACAUCUCCCAGAAAGGUUGUUCCUCCUUUGCCCAGUGAGAUUUCUUUAAGCACUUCAUCCCUGGCUUGUGAUAUUCCUCCUCCUCCUCCACCCUUACCAGUAUGGUGUCUUCAGUCUAAUACACCACCUCCCCCACCACCAUUGCCAGGUGGUGGCCCUCCUCCCCCACCUCCUUUGCCUGGUUGGGGUCCUCCACCUCCUCCUCCUCCCCCACCUCCUUUGCCUGGCUGGGGUCCUCCACCUCCUCCUCCCCCACCUCCUUUGCCUGGCUGGGGUCCUCCACCUCCUCCUCCCCCACCUCCUUUGCCUGGCUGGGGUCCUCCACCUCCUCCUCCCCCACCUCCUUUGCCUGGCUGGGGUCCUCCACCUCCCCCUCCUUUGCCAGGUGGGGGUCCUCCUCCCCCUCCCCCUUUACCAGGUGUUGGACCUGCACCAUAUGGGUUUUCCAGAUUCUCUGAACAUAGGCGGUCCAAACUGAAGAACUUUAAUUGGGAGGCAAUACCAGAGGAGCGAGUAAGGGGGAAGCAGAAUGUCUGGACUGUAGCAAGCUUCCAGCAUGAAAUUGACAUGACUAGGAUGGAAGAAUUAUUUGGUCGGAAAGAAGAGCAGCAACUGAAACGCCGGGCUAGUUCAAGGAAGAGCUUCCAUGCAAAGGGUCCAAUUAAUACAGAGCAGGCUUCUCUGCUGGAUGAUAAGAAAAGUAUGAAUGUUGGAAUAUUCCUGAAGCAGUUCAAGAAGCCAGUGCAUGUGAUUGUUGAUGAUAUCCGAAAAGGUGAUGUAGCAUCAUAUGGAGCAGAAAAGCUGGCUGAGCUAUGCAAACUACUGCCUGAGAGAGACGAGGAGGUGAAGGUCUUUACGUCAUUCAAAGGAGACCGGAAUCGACUGACUCAACCUGACCAAUUCAUGGUUCUACUGCUUGACAUUCCAAGUUGUAUACAGAGGUUACAGAUGCUUAUUUUAAAAGAAGAGUUUUCACCACAGCUUUUGGCCUUGAAGACCUCUAUUCAUGUUAUGAGGAGUGCGUGUGAAGAUUACAUCAUUCUUGACGCAUCUUCUUAA